This is a messenger RNA of Hyalella azteca, 3265 nucleotides long. RefSeq names its product juvenile hormone esterase. NCBI's taxonomy places the organism in Eukaryota, Metazoa, Arthropoda, Malacostraca, Amphipoda, Hyalellidae. The transcript is spliced from 11 exons. The coding region runs from base 55 to 2106 and encodes 683 amino acids. The record is from RefSeq and is a predicted model, not a curated record.
UUUGAUUUCUUUAACCGAUAAAAAACAAUUUCUUCACAGUAAAAACAGUCGACAAUGACGAAACAACCCUGCAAAUUCACCGUAAGACUUCUGGCAUCGGUGGUAAUUGUGUUAAUUUCCAAGGCAAGCCAUGUUAAUUGCGAUGAAGUGAAAGGAGAUUCCACUACUGAAACUAGACAUUCUGACAUUCCCCCAUUUGACCCAACGCUCGUGACUGUAGCUCAGGGCCAAAUUCGAGGCUACAAAGAGAGCGCUUCAAAUGGUAAAGAAUUCUACUCGUUCCGAGGAAUCCCUUACGCCAAACCGCCUCUUGGUGACUUGAGGUUUGAGCCGCCGCAGGAACCAGAGAGCUGGGAAGGUGUCCUGCUUGCAGUGGAGGACCCUCCAUCUUGUCCGCAGAUAGACAUGGUGGCGGUGUAUAGCGGAGGAGGACCUACGUAUAAAGGCGACGAAGAUUGCCUUUUUCUUAAUGUCUUCUCGCCAAUGCCUAAUGUAGAUGACAGCUCUUUGAUUCCCGUGAUGGUUUUCAUCCACGGAGGAGCUUACCAGCGCGGCAAUGCUGCCGAAUAUCAGCCGUACGCUCUCAUGAGCAAAGACAUCGUGCUUGUUGUCAUCCAGUACCGAGUGUCGACCUUAGGUUUCUUAUCGACUGAAGACGACGUAGCGCCAGGCAACAUGGGCAUCCUGGACCAAACAGCGGCGCUCAGCUGGGUGCAGAGGAACGCGCCCAGCUUCAAAGGCAACCCUCUGCAGAUCACCAUAUUCGGCGAGAGCGCAGGAGGCGCUUCUGUGCAUCUGCAGAUGCUCUCUCACGCUUCAUUAGGACUUUUCCACCGAGCAAUCAUUCAGUCCGGCACCGCAAUAUCGUCGUGGGCUGUAGCCCCCAAACACCGCGAGGUCGCUUACCACAUGGCCAAGCUCCUCGACUGCGGCACCAGCAGUAAUAUUGAACCAAAAAUUAAGUGUACUCGCGAUGAAAAUAAUCCCUUCCAGUACGAGAGCUGCUUGGUUGACCAACUGCCUUCUUCAGCCGUACUGAAGUGUCUGAGAGCCGCCUCAGCUGAGACCCUAAUAAAAUUGAGCUCAGCUCUCUGGCAAGUCGCAUCGUUCCCUCUACUGAUGGCCCCGCGCGUGGAUAAGAACCUCCUGCUAAAAGAUCCGCUGCAACUCGUGAAGGAGCAUCGCAGCAAGAAGAUCGACAUCAUGUUGGGUGUCACCAAAGAUGAAGGAUCUAUUUGGUCAAAAUCAAUAUUCGUGAACGAAGCACUCCGGUCGAAAUUGAGGACCCAGUUCUCGCAAACAGCGCCGGUGCUGCUGGACUUUGGAGAAGGUGACGUCGCCCCUCUGAACCUGACCAACAAACUUUUCGACCGUUAUGUGGGCAACGUGGACUUCGAGAUUGAAUCUCUUGACGAAUUGACUGCCUUGUUGGGCGACCGCCUGAUGUGGUACCCGUCCGACUCCCUGGCGCACUACCUCGCAUCAGACCCGGUCUCUCCGCGCAGGGGCAAGAAGCUCUUCGUGUACGAGUUCGCUUACCUGUCCAAGACGCGCGGCGAUUCCAUAUUCGACAUGGGCAUAAAGAAGCGCUACGUGCAGCACACGGAGGACUUGAUUUAUUUGUUCUCGGGUCCUUUCGAUCACCCGUGGCUGGCGCCGGAACUAACGUCGGCAGAAGACCUCGCGAUGAGAGACCUUAUGGUCGAUAUGUGGACCAAUUUCGCCAUUACUGGAAACCCCACACCCGACGGCCACCCUGUUGAAUGGCGACCCUACACCACCGACUCUCCUCAUCAUCUCGUCAUAGACCAGGUUCCGGCGAUGGAUGAAUCCGACCCCAAGAAAGAGCUUCGGGAAUUUUGGCGACAGCUUCCACUGAAAAUAAACCUUGUUCUGUUUCCCGAGUUGGUGACCAACUUAACGGAGAUUGCGACAGAAAAAUACAGCACUCAUGGUACAACAGACGCUGGGAACAGGCAAGCGGUCCCGCUGCCGGACUCUGAGAAAAAAAAAGAUGCUUCAUCUGAGGAAAUGCUUGAAGAUAAAGAUGGUGGAUGGAAAAAUCCUGAAGAUCCGAAUAGGGAAAUGGCUCGGGAUGAAUUAUAAUUACCCAGCCGGCGUUGCCCGGGAUUGAAAAUCCAAGCAAUGUAAGAAUCCCGUAAUCCCAAAUACCCCAUUCACAUAAUACCUACAAUAAUUGCAAAGGUUAAUUUAUACUAAAUAAAGAAAACCCCAAUGAAGCCCAAAUUUUACGAAGAACAUAGAAUUCCAGCUAACUCUCAUUUCAAAUCGGAAAAAAUGUCCGUUUUAUGAAUUAUUGCUCAUGAACAGAAUUAAAAAUAAAAUUUUAAUUUUGGAUAGAACCUAUUCCUUCUAGUUUUGCAAUGCCAUAAUACUCUCUCAUAGAGAAUGAAAUUUUAAAACUAUUACAUACGUCUUCUUGUGUCGUAAAAAAUAGCUCGAUAAUUGUUGCAAUAAUUAUUGACCACCAGCCGACGUGGUGGGCGAUUUCCAUCAGUAAUUAUUUCGUACGUUCAAGUCGUAAGCACGGUUACUUAAAUAUAUUUUACAUAUACCUCAGACAUACAUGAGCAGGAUUACCUCCUUUGCGGAUUCACUCAUAUUUCUCGCCCGUUGAUUCAUGCUGCUCGAUUUUUGCCGUCGCAUUCCUUUUUUGUGUUUUAAAGAUGGUUUCAGGUUUGUAUGUUCUUAUGAAUUUUUUAAUUGAACUUGACGACGGCUGAAAACGUAUGAAUUCACUGCAGGAAUUGAAAAAUUUCUUAGUCCAAACUGCUUAGUAUCAUUUCUAAGCUGAAACCUGAAAAAUUUAUUUAGGUUCUUGACUACGUAGCUGCUAAAAAUUUUCCAUUUUCUCAUAAAUAGUAUUUGCAAUUUGUACUAGGGCAUCUCGUACGGAAUUUAAUAUAUCUGUCACUAUUAGAUUGGGAAUACGUUCAACACCGACUGUUAAAGCAUGUCAAGAAAUAAUCCAUUAAAACAUCAUGUGCGGUUUGAGAUUUAUAUAUAUACUGUUAAAAGCCCUUUAUAUUUUUAUUUAAUAAAUUUUUUAUUCACCUUGAAGCUUCGUUCAAUGAUUCUAACUAGACGUUACUUGAGUGUUAUAAACUAUGUGAGAGAUAUAUUUUUUCUAUGCUGCUUCAUGGUCAAACGGUCUAAUUUUUUAAAUUGAAUAUAAUUUUCCCCGGCUUGUUUUUUUCAACCACCACAAUUUCUUAAACCACCACAGUUUCUUCUACCACCAAAG